CUUGUUGUUCUCUACACUUUCCUUCUGGAACGCAAUGGCUAAAGGCUCUGUAAAGCGUAUUGCGGGUCAGAAUGCCCAAACAAUCAAAAACUUGCGUAUAGGCAUGAUCGUGCCGACCGUGCUCUCUUUGGUUCUGCGCUUCAUCUUCCGGAGGAGCUCCUUACCGCCAUCCAAAGGCUCGCUUUUUAUCUAUGUCUUGACAUACCUGCCCGCUCUCUUCUUGUCUCGCUACUUGGAAAACAUCGGAACUUCGAGGCGCGACCCCACUACCGGCACAAUCCUCUCGUCUGGGGAAGACCUCGGUCAACCUGGAGUCACGGAAUGGUGCUUUGACAUCAUAUACGUUACUUGGGCUUGUGAAGUUGGAAGCGGUACAUUGGGAGAGUGGUUCUGGUGGUUCUACCUCGUGAUACCAUUUUACGCGUUCUUCAAGAUAUGGGUCAAGUUCAUCUAUCCUAUGUUCUUCAGGAAGUCUAGCACUCCCGACCAGACUGCAGCAGAUAGCGACAAGCCUCUCAGCAAACGUCAAGAAAAGUUGCAGAAACGGAGCGAGCGUGGAGACCCGCGCGUUCAGCGAGGACCCCGUAAAUGAUAUGGUAGUUCCGGAGACCAAUUGCUUAUCCAGUACUAUGAGAGCCAGUUGUUACCGCAUCUAUUAUCUUUGGAGACCUUCAUAAUCCUAGAAAUUAUUUAUUCCCUCAG
Messenger RNA from Coniophora puteana RWD-64-598 SS2, 702 nucleotides. Its product is annotated as DUF788-domain-containing protein. The record is from RefSeq and is a predicted model, not a curated record. Gene Ontology annotation, cellular component: intracellular membrane-bounded organelle. The transcript is spliced from 4 exons. Lineage: Eukaryota; Fungi; Basidiomycota; Agaricomycetes; Boletales; Coniophoraceae. The coding region runs from base 35 to 592 and encodes 185 amino acids. Gene Ontology annotation, biological process: vacuolar protein processing.